Messenger RNA from Pocillopora verrucosa, 2343 nucleotides. RefSeq lists its product as uncharacterized. The record is from RefSeq and is a predicted model, not a curated record. NCBI's taxonomy places the organism in Eukaryota, Metazoa, Cnidaria, Anthozoa, Scleractinia, Pocilloporidae.
UUUUAGGCUCUCGUGAGAAGCUAACUUCUCUGGGUAAUGGAUUUAUAAUUUUCAAGGCCUUGAACUGAGAAGUUAUUUUUCACUUUUCUUGUCGACUUCAACGGUUUAUUGCUGUCAUUCGUACAUUACCAUAUCAAAAGAAAAAGACGGCCACCAGUGAGUAUCACAGAAAUGCUCAUCGCUUUGGCAAUAAUCACAGCAGUAUUGGUAAACAUGUCACCAACAUGUUCCUCCUGCCCAAGCCCUGCUGUGACGUACGCAGCAGAAACUGACAAUGUCACACUUUGUUGGCAAAUUCCCGCAGAUAUUGACAUCAAACGACUGACAAGAUUCACAGUGCUUGCCUUGAAAAGGCCAGUUCAGCUUGUGAUGGAGAAAGUAGCCUCUGCUGGAGAUAGUGGAAAGUUUUUUAGAACCUACGAUGAUUAUCAUGAUGGUUUGUAUAGCGGACGAGCAACAAUGGAUGCUGAUCUGAGCGGAAGAAUGGUGUUCUUUAGGAUUACAAAUUAUUCAACCGCGAUGGAGAAUGUCUACUGUAUAUUGUAUGAGAUGUUUGUACUCAAUGACGUACUCAUGUGUCAUUCUCAUGCAAUUUUCUUGCGAACAGUUGUACCUGUACAGAUACAGAAUUGCACUCCUAACCUUACUCUUACCGCCUCACAAGCGCAACCAGUAACACUGACCUGCUCUGUAACUGGAAAACCUCAGCCGCGAGUGGCCUGGUACUCUCUUCCUGACAUGGUCCUCUUAAAAUCAAGCAUCACUUCCCACUCAGCUCUCGUGAUCACAAAGUCAGCAGUGGAGAUCAGAGUAAAGAGAGGAUUACGACAGUACUUGUUUGAGACAGUUAACCACCCUAAUGGAAAGAAACGAACUCGUGUUCUCACUGUUUAUGGAAAAUAUGACGAAAUUCCUAGUACCGCAGCGAAUAACGUAACAGUAGCAGGCAUGACAAGCGCCACACUACUUACCACUAAGCCUACUCAAGGUCAGCCUGAGAAGCUCUCUGACACAAAUCUGCGGACAGGACUGAUUGUAGUCAGUGCUAUAUUCGGUCUGUUCUUGGUUGGCGUCGUUUUUUUGGUGUUACGGUACCGAAGAACACAGCGGAACAAAAGUCUAGGGAACAAAAGAGUACGGCGAAAUGACACUGAAAAAUCUGCAACACCAUUGACGUCUUGCGAAGCAACUUAAAUUAUCAAUCGAUAAGGAACAAUCCAAAGUCUGGAUUAUGUUUAGAUUAAAGGAAAAAAAAAAGAAAAGAAGAAAAAAAAAAAGAAACCAGGAAGGGGUCGAUCCCCAUCUUGUUCCAGACCUCAAAUGCGCAAGCACAAAAAUUCCUUUUUAGCGCCGUGUGGCUAGCGGUUCUUGACAUGAAAUCAUAGUAAGCAACAACAGUCCCAAUAACGGAAAGAAGAGCUUUCAACUGCGCUAAAAACCUCGCUAAAUCUAUUGUAAAUACGUGACUUUGUUUCAGUCUACAGGGAAAGAGGAAUACCUACCAUAAAUAAUUCGAUCCUAAAUAGGAUUAUUGGAAAUUACCACUUAAUUUUUCCUUCUUAUUUAUUUCCAAGCAAACAUCACAUACGUCAGUAAUACAGAUUACUGUUGCGUAGUGGUACCAUUAGGCCUUUGUACAGUUACAAAAAUUUAGGUUUCCUUCCUGUGCAAAGUAACGAGCAAAACAUAGAAUGAUACUGAAACAAGUCAACUAUAGUCGAUUUAUUUACAGCGGCUGUGAACAUCCUUAACUGCUGCUUCAUGUACACAGCUUUCAUAUUUUUAGUAAACAAUGUUAAUUUGCAUAGUCUCGGUGGUUCAAUUUCUUUUCCUUAAAACGUGUAUUCAAUAAUCAAAGUUAGUGAUUUUAUCAAGCGACCUUAUUCCAAUAUGUGUACAAUAUGCUUUUCACUGAUUGUAAAUAAGAAGAAUCCCUAAAACAAAAAGAAAAGGGAAUGGAAGGGAAGGAGAUAAUGGCACAGUUAAACACCGUGAGGGCUCUGAACAAGAUUUAAAUUGAGGAGCAAAUAGUCUGUGACGUUUAUGUACAAUUGCUAUGUAUAUAAGGCGUUUUAAAAUAUAUUACAAACAAUUAAUUCUAGCAUUCUCAACCGUAAGUGGAGAAAUUCAAAGAAGAAAAAGGAAAAAAAAAAGGCAGAAAGCUAGAACAUAAAUGAAACUGCAUAUUGCAAUAAGGUCUUUCUAUUACUGUAGCAAUAAUAAAGCGUCUUACUUAGGAGAGUCAAGUGGUUGGUCAACGACCUUUAACAUGAACUUAAUAGUUAGUAAAGCAUUAUUAUCAAAAUUUAACCAUUACUUUAUUAAACGAAUUUGUCAAUUUUA